Molecule: messenger RNA, 1047 nt
Organism: Pangasianodon hypophthalmus (striped catfish)
Lineage: Eukaryota; Metazoa; Chordata; Actinopteri; Siluriformes; Pangasiidae
Gene: dtnbp1b
Product: dystrobrevin binding protein 1b
Exons: 4
Coding region: 234-827 (197 amino acids)
Biological process (GO): negative regulation of protein kinase activity; neuron projection development; regulation of synaptic vesicle exocytosis
Cellular component (GO): neuron projection; cytoplasm; BLOC-1 complex
Source: RefSeq, a predicted model, not a curated record
ACACUCUUAGGUUUGCCUCCCAGUCAAUCAGACAGCCUGAGCACUCCACACACACACUCAGACACGCUGUCUCUGACAGCACCUCACGCUGCAGCAUCGCUUCCUGACGGAAGGCGUGUGUGUGGCGGUCACCGAGGGUGUGUGUCAGGAUGAGCGGCAGCAGAGUCGUGCUGUGAGUGGAUUCCCUGCACAUCCCAUCACUGAGAGCUCGGCGUGCUUCAUCUUCCAGCCGCAUGUCUUCUCCACGAUCCAGCAGCAGCAAGAGGAAUUCCUCGGAGCUGGACUCGGAGCAUGCUCAGAAGGUCCCAGAGGCAGAGUCAGGACAGCAGCAGGUGAAGUUGAAAGACAGGCAGAAGUUCUUCGAGGAGGCAUUUCAGCAGGAUAUGGAGCAUUACCUGUCCACCAGCUACCUGCAGAUUGCCGAGAGGAGAGAGCCAAUAGGAAGCAUGUCUUCCAUGGAGGUGAAUGUGGACAUGCUCGAACAGAUGGACCUGAUGGACAUGUCUGACCACGAGGCCCUGGACGUCUUCCUCACCUCGGGAGCAGAGGACAACAGCGUGGCUUCCCCUAUGCUGGAACCGGAUGUGGAGUCAUUCGGAGCUGAGAUCACACUGCAGGUCCCGACGCAGGCCGAGCUGAGGCACAAGCUCGCCUCACUUUCUUCCACCUGCACUGACUCGGCCAGCCAGGACACCCAGGAAGAGGAGGGAGAUGAUGAAGAUGAUAGGGGUGGAGCCAGGGAUGAGAGGGAGAAGAUUCAUGCUGACGUACACGCAGGACAAGAUCAGUCCUCCAAGAACUGUGUAAAUCGUGACUCAUCCACAUAAAUGAAUGAGUACGGUUUUUAAAACUGUGCGCUCCACCCUCGGUGUGUGUGAAAGUAUAAAGUGUUGUGUGUAACCGGUAUUUUAUGAUCUCAUGAGGUUUUGUACAGAAAUCCCCCGGUACGUGCCAUGCAGCAUUUAUCUGAUCCUCUUAUUAUAAUAUCUCCCACUCCAGCUGAUGAGUCCACCUGCUCGGUUUAUAUAAAGCUACCAUCACCUGCGC